CCAAAGGAAAAAAAAAGCUUAGAGAAAUUCUAUGCAUUUACGUGGUUCGCCCAUCCACAUACUCUGCCAGACUCUAUUGAUGUUACGAGCCAGAGCGAACCCAUUAUCCAAGCCAGCAUGUCGGACGAAAUUAUCUGGCAGGUCAUCGACAAGCAGUUCUGCAGUUUCAAGCUGAAAACCACCAAAGAGAGGAAUUUCUGCCGAAACGAAUACAAUGUAACUGGUCUCUGCAAUAGACAGGCCUGUCCCCUGGCCAAUUCCCGCUAUGCCACCGUUCGAGCGCACCCCACCAAGGGCACGCUGUACCUAUACAUGAAGACCAUUGAACGGGCACACAUGCCGUCCAAGCUAUGGCAACGAAUCAAGUUGUCACAAAACUACGCCACCGCCCUGAAGCAGAUCGACGAGCAUCUAAUCUAUUGGCCCAAGUUCUUGAUCCACAAAGCGAAGCAACGGGUGACUAGACUGACGCAAGUCGCAAUACGGAUGAGGAGGCUCGCCAAGGAAGACGAACGGUUGGGUGAGAAGCUUGUACCUAAGCUAGCACCGAAGAUCCGGCGACGAGAAGAGACCCGAGAGCGCAAGGCAGAAGCAGCGGCCAAGUUGGAGCGCACCAUUGAGCGCGAGCUCAUGCAGAGGUUGCGCGAGGGCACGUACGGCGAGCAACCGCUCAACGUCAGCGAGACUAUAUGGAAGAAGGUGCUCAAUGCUAUGGAGCGCGAGGGCGAGGGAACGAGAGACAAGGAUCUGGAUACGGGUAUAGAAGACGAGGACGGAGAAGACGAGCAGGAGGAGGAGCUAGAAGAGGAACAGGAGCAGGAGGAGGACGUAGCCGACGGAGCCGUCGAAUACGUCAGCGACUUUGACGAAAGCGAAGACGACCUGGAGGAUAUCGAGGAUUGGCUAGAGAGCGAUCAAUCGGAAAAGGAGGCCGAAUCGGACAGCGAAGAGGGCGAGGACGAGGAGCAAGAAAAGAAGGCGGCUGGAGAUAAGCGGAAGCGGGCGCGGGUUAUCCGCGCGAAACCGAAGAAGGCAGCUCGGCGUAGAGGAGAGUUCGAGCACGAGACCGAGUUUGAGCGACAAAGGGCGGAGCUCGCCUUCUAGCACGCGCCUGAGGAUUAGGUUUAUGGGAAUAUGCCAAACAACUCGUCUAGUUGCCUCGGGAUGCCGUAUAAGUUUUGAUACCCUUGUGUUCGGUAGCUGGGAGCUAUCGAUUCCUGCCGCGAGACACACACCCAAUACGAUCUUACCUCUUUUCCUUCGUGUCAGAUCUAGGCUGAACCAAGAAGGUCAUAGAAGGCAUCGAGCGCCGCGUAUGAUUUUAUUUAAAACCGGCUUACCCUCAUCCUGAGUCAUUCUGCAUUCUGUCGUAGAUUCAUUGACAUGUUUUUGUAUGUAAUGGCCCGGCGCCAACCAGGCCAGAAAAAGGGUUUCGAGAGGGGACCGAAACUAAGGGGGAGGGGGAGACAUUUAACGGGCUUAAUUACCACAUAGUAUUAUAGGUAACAAGAUAUAGGUACCUUAGGCCAGCUUGUGCUGUCGCAACAAUAAAUGCUAUUUACC
Durotheca rogersii is the source of this 1563-nucleotide messenger RNA. Its product is annotated as Mak16 protein. Lineage: Eukaryota; Fungi; Ascomycota; Sordariomycetes; Xylariales; Xylariaceae. Gene Ontology annotation, cellular component: nucleolus; preribosome, large subunit precursor. Bases 118 to 1104 code for a protein of 328 amino acids. The record is from RefSeq and is a predicted model, not a curated record. Gene Ontology annotation, biological process: maturation of LSU-rRNA; maturation of 5.8S rRNA. The transcript is spliced from 4 exons.